GCUUCCCCUUAGCUAGCACCACCGUCACACGCCGAGGUUGGUAGCUCUUCGCCGGCGCCGGCAGCCCAGGACCACGUACAUCGAUCGAUCGAUGGGGCGGCAGCCGUGCUGCGACAAGCUGGGGGUGAAGCGUGGGCCGUGGACGGCGGAGGAAGACAGGAAGCUGAUGGCCUUCAUCCUUGGCAACGGCGGCCGCUGCUGCUGGCGCGCCGUCCCCAAGAUGGCGGGGCUGCUGCGCUGCGGCAAGAGCUGCCGCCUCCGCUGGACCAACUACCUCCGCCCGGACCUCAAGCGCGGCCUCCUCACGGACGACGAGGAGCGGCUGGUCGUUGACCUCCACGCAAAGCUUGGCAACAGAUGGUCCAAGAUUGCUGCCAAGUUACCAGGAAGGACAGAUAACGAGAUUAAGAACCAUUGGAACACACACAUCAAGAAGAAACUUAUCAAGAUGGGCAUAGAUCCGGUUACACACGAGCCACUCGACGGACGGAAACAACCGCAACAAGAAAGCCCCACUACCACAUCCGCACAUUCCUCCACCGUCACGGCUGAAUCCAAGUCUAUGGACGACCAACAAGAGAACAAACACGUUAACGACACAGACAAGGAUGUUACAUCGUCUGGGGAAGAGUCUAGCAUGCCACAAUCGUCAAGCGUGAACACUACGACUAGUGUGGGCAUCACUAACCAUGACCAGGACCCGUUGGUGAAGUGGCUGAUGGAAGAGGAGGAGGACAUGCCCAUUGGCGUUGUUGAUGAGUCGUGGCUUGACUUAACAGCUAGUGACAACAUCGACGAUCUCAACAUCAUCACCGCUACCACCCCAUGGGACAUCGUUGGAGCUACGGACUGGUUGCUCGACUACCAAGAUUUUGGAGUAGAGGAAUCGAGCUUGCUAGUGGACGUCUCUAUGGUCGACAACUCAAGCAGAUCAAAUCUCUAGUGGUCUACCUACAUCUAGCUAGCAAACGGUUGGAGAAGAUGCCAACAUGUGUUGUAUAGUGGAGCAGAUAAUAAGAUUCUCUCUCAUCUGGAUCCAUUUAAUUCUUGGAUUGAAGAAUUGAGUGAUACAUAGGUUAGUGUUAUUGUGUUGCAUAUUUUCCCCUUGUGGUUCAAGGGGCUUAAUCAAAUUGUUCCAUUAGAAAUA
This is a messenger RNA of Lolium rigidum, 1147 nucleotides long. RefSeq names its product MYB-like transcription factor ODO1. The coding region runs from base 92 to 943 and encodes 283 amino acids. The transcript has 2 exons. Lineage: Eukaryota; Viridiplantae; Streptophyta; Magnoliopsida; Poales; Poaceae. The record is from RefSeq and is a predicted model, not a curated record.